Molecule: messenger RNA, 213 nt
Organism: Prunus armeniaca (apricot)
Lineage: Eukaryota; Viridiplantae; Streptophyta; Magnoliopsida; Rosales; Rosaceae
Source: the annotation of a GenBank genome assembly
AUGAAAGGUGUCACAAAGGGGGUCAACAACUUGCAAGUCACAGACUCAUCAUACAACAAGAAGAAGAAUCGCAUCCAGAACAAUGAGGUGGAGCUUUUUGCCCUUGGAAUGGCUAUUGCUACUGUUGUUACCACUGUUGAGAUUAUGAAGAACAAUGGAUUGACUUUCGAGAAGAAGAUCAGGACUUCUACAAUUGACAUGAGGGAGGACUAA